AUGGAAGCUUGUGUAGAGAAAGAGCAGCAAGACAGAAGAAGAAGAAGAAGAAAACGAGCAACCACUGCCUGCACGGUGUUCUUGUGGGGAAUCUUGAUCUUUGCUCAGAUUGGUUUGUCUUCAUCAGCUCUUUCUCCUGAUCAGUAUUACCACCAAUCCUACCCUUCACCGAGAAAGGCUGGUCCUUUCCACGAAACGGCAUCGUUUCGUUCCCCAAGAGCCUCAGUGUCGUUCACAGGUCCACGUCGAGAAGAAGAAAACAGAGAUGAUGUUUAUAAAGACGACAAGAGAUUAGUUCACACAGGUCCAAAUCCUCUUCACAACUGA
Molecule: messenger RNA, 327 nt
Organism: Thlaspi arvense
Lineage: Eukaryota; Viridiplantae; Streptophyta; Magnoliopsida; Brassicales; Brassicaceae
Source: the annotation of a GenBank genome assembly